Messenger RNA from Drosophila novamexicana, 4059 nucleotides. RefSeq names its product homeobox protein cut (gene Pvf3). Gene Ontology annotation, biological process: hemocyte migration. Lineage: Eukaryota; Metazoa; Arthropoda; Insecta; Diptera; Drosophilidae. Gene Ontology annotation, cellular component: membrane. The transcript has 5 exons. The coding region runs from base 386 to 2257 and encodes 623 amino acids. Gene Ontology annotation, molecular function: growth factor activity. The record is from RefSeq and is a predicted model, not a curated record.
CGAUAAAUAAUUUGUCAAAAAAGGCAAUUAAUUAGCGAAAAGAAUUUCAAUUGCGGCAAUAAAAAUAUUUUUCCAGCAAUGUAAAACGCAAUUCGAUUCAACGCAAUGAUUUAUGUGAAAAAGUGAAUUAACAAAAGAAAAUGCUUUAAACAAAUGCGAGUGCGAGUUUUAUAGAACGUGCGACAACAAAGCGAAAAACAGGCGACGAACAAUAAAAAAAAGAGAAACAGAAGGAAAGGUCCAAAGAGCAGACGCAGAUAAAGAUACAGAUACAUCUAUAGCUGCAGAUACAGAUACAGCUAGAGCGGCAGAUACAGAUACGUCUAUAGCUGCAGUUACAGAUACAUUUAUAGCUGCAGAUAGAUUGAGAGAUCAGCUCGUGGCAAUGGGCAGCAAGGGCUUCUUUCCGCUGAUGCUGCUGCUGCUGCUCCUCCUCGCCGAUCUCGGCUAUACCGAGGAGCAUGCGCAUCGCCACGCCCACAAUGGCACCACCAGCGCGCCUCCGCCGGCUAAUUCCCGCCGCCAUCAACAGCAGCAGCGCCUGCAGCAGCUGCAGUGGGCGCAGGCGGACAACAGGCUGGACAACGGCGGGCAUCAUCAUCAUUUGCGGCACGAGCAGCAUCUGCGCGCCGAGCUGGCGGGCAAUGAGAACAGGCAGCCGCCGCCGUCGCCGCCAAAGACCAUGCAGCUGGAGCUGGAGCAGCUGGCCAUGUUGGGGCACGGGCCGGGCGAGCAGCAUCAUUUGCGGCAUCACAAUCGCCAUCAUGCCGCCUGGGAGCAGCGCGUCUUUCCGGAGCUGCACCAGCGCCAGCAUCGCCUGGGCCUGACCACAGCUGCGCCAGCGGCUGCUGCCUUGGUGACGGAUGCCCCACUGCCUCAGGCUCUGGGAGGCAAUGGCACUGUGUCCACGCGCUACUUUGAUCGCGAUGGCAUAUAUCCGGCCUGGACGCAGCCGCGCUCGACGCGUGCGCCCAAUUGGCAGCAGGAGAUUGAGGAUGACAGCGAGGAUGAGGAUGAGGACGACGACGAUGAUGAUGAUAAUGAUGAGGAGGAGGACUAUAAGGAUGAUGAGCCCGUGGCGGAUGACAGCUUUGCCGCCGAGCUGGCCAAGCAAAUGCCGCGCUACUCUUUCUUCAGCCAGAAGCUGCCCCAGAUUAGCUCCACGGAGCAGGACUACGAUGCCUACGAUCAGGACGAACCGGCGCUGGCCACAAACAGGCAUCCCAAUGUGGCCGCCAGCCACACCAAGGCUGCCGCCAAGCGCAACAUAUUCGACUGGCUCUUCAAGCCCAAGCUCAAGCCGAAGACCUUAACGGAAAAGCCGCAGGCGCAGAGCGCCGACCACGCCUCCGCGGAGGAGGCGGCCUUCUCCAACGAGCAGUGGAACAAGAUCGAGCACGAGCAUCAUCUGAAGCAGCAACAGCACCAGAAGGAGCUCCAAGCACUGCGCGACAGCAACAGAAACCGAAACAGAAACCGAAACGCGCCGCUGAUAAGAGCCCGAGGCGGCAUUGAUAAUGAGGAUGCGGACAACAGUUACUCGAGAAAUCACAUUGCCGGCACCCUGACGGCCCACAAGCAGAAGAAGCUGGGCACGCCCGAGGCUGUGCUCAACACACAGCGCCAGCUGGCCGAGGACAAGGCCAAGGCAAGAGCACACAUGGAGGAGGUCAGGGAUGAGAACAUUUGCCGCUUGCCCCAGCGAAGAUGCCUGCGCAUCGAGCGGGAGACAUCGAAGACCUACUCGCCGCACUGCACCAGCGUCUAUCGCUGUGCCGAGGACAGCGGCUGCUGUCCACAGCGCAACGAGAUCUGUGCCCCCAAACGCACCCACAAAUUCGAAAGGCAUUUCAAUGUCAUGAACCACAUUGACAAACGCAUCAGCGUCGAGAAGUUGACCCUUGUGAAUCACACCGAAUGCCACUGCGUGGAGCGCGGCGCGACUCUGGCGGAGGGGCACACAAUUGGCACUGGGCCGCAGACUGAGCUGCAGGCCAUGCCCCACUUCGAGUGCCCAGCCCUGUUCGAGAAGAUAUUGGGCAAGGAUGGCAAAUGGCGCUGCGACUGCUCCUCGAGCAACGAUCAUUGCAAUCUAUUCAAGAGCGGCAGCGAGCACUUCUCCCUCAACGAUCGCAAACGCAUUCGCCAGGGCCUCUACAAGACGCCCACCUGCCAGUACGGGCCGUAUAUCCAGAAGCACGGCGGCUGCCCCACGCAGCACGAGCAGCUGCCCAGCUACAAUGCGCUCGGCAAUUGAACCGAAACCGCAAACGGAACCGAAAACGGAACCGGAACCGGAACAAAAGUAUUAGCAUAAGAUCUGUUAUACCAGGCGUUAAGUGCAGGCGCGAACUUUUGAACUAAAAACAAUUUGUUGUCGAAAGCGAAACCAAAGCGAGUCUUAAGUUCGACUUCGAAGCGAAAAGCCUGGCGAAAAGUAAGUGAAUUUAGUUGCAUAUCCUAUAUACAGAACGAGAACAUAUAUAUCUAUAUAUAUAUACGCUGAUCGAUCACACUCAAUUUUUGCCCCCUUAUUCAAAGCAAAAUCAUCUUAAAUAGCUGUAAAAAUAUAUAAAAAAAACAGAAAAAAAAAGUCGAAUUAGCAUUGUUCAUUGCAGUUUACUCAAAAAUUAAAGGGAAUAUAACUUUGACAGAAGAUGAAAUACCCUUGCAUAUAAAAAUACUGCGAAGGCAGCUAAAAUUCGAUUUCGAUUUCGAUUUGUUAUCGAUACUUCGAUAAGUUAUCGACGCGAAUCAUCGCCCAUUCUGCAGAUAUAUGCACUCAUAUAUAUAUAUAUAUAUUCCUGAUCAAGCUCGAGAAUAGAAUAUCGAUUGCAAGGGUAUCGAUCAUAUCGAAUACAUUUAUGUAAUAAUAUUAAUCGAAAAAAUGAAACUCAAUAAUUCUGCAAUUCUACAACUAUUCCAAAAUCGAAAAUUGACUGCGUUUUAGUUUAAAUUUACUAAUGUUAUGUUAUUUAAUUAUAAAACUAAACGAAACGAAACGAAACGAAACACAGGAUUAACUUAAUAUUAUUAGCAAUUUUAAACAAACUACAUAUACAUAUUAUUAUCGAGAUCAUAAACAAUAUCAGCUAGAAGAGGAAGACACUCAAAACUGCUCACAAUACGGAGAGAAAUGUUAAGCAUUUGGUAUUAAAUAAAUACCAACUCGUUUAAAUUAUUCAGUAAUUUUCUAGUCAACGUAUUUUUUUUUGUCUCGCUCGAGGCAUACAUAUAUAUACCAUAUAAUCGGACAAAAUACAUAGAUCCCUCACUCUCUCUCUCUCUCACUCUCUCUCUCUCUCUCUCACACACACUUUAACAAUGAAUAUAUACGGAAUUUAUAAUUUACUCAAAAACCCACCAACAACAACAACAACAACAAGGACAAAGACAACAACUUUUGAUUAUGAUUUUUGCAUUUUCAAACUUGAGACAAAAACGAGUUCAAUUCGGUUUAAUUCUUCUUCUCGAAAUUGUGUUGUGAGAAAUUGUAACAUCUGGCAAUAAAUUGCAACAACUCUAGAUGUUUUUGCACAAAAAAAUAAAAAUAUAAUUAAUAUAAGUAUUUUGAGUUGUUUAUGCUUUCGGUUCAUUAGGGCUGCAAAUGCCAUCAUUUGAACUAUUUAAGUCGCAUUUGAAUUGUAUUCAGUUAAUCGCAAAUGAGUUCACAAUUUAAUGAGUCCAUUCACAAAUCAAUUCAUUUGCAAGCAUUCACAAUUUAUGGGCAAAACAAUGCGCCGUUCAUAUUUCGCGUUGCAACAUUUAUUUGCCAUAAUUCAUGAGCAAUUUAUUUAUAUUUAUUGUAGUCCACACACACACUCACACACACACACACACGCACACACACUCAGUAGCAAUUAAAUGCGCAAUUCAACACAUAAAUAUUUAAACAUUUAUGCAUUGCUUUUAAAUGUUAUCAUAGAAUUAUGUGUGCAAAACAAAAAGCAAACAUUUCAACACAUUUUAUUUCUAACUUUUAGCAUAAAUUUUAGUGUAUAAAAACAAACACAAACACAUUUAAGAACAUCAAGCAAACCAUACUUAUAAAUAAUUGAA